UUUGUUCGGGGCAGAGUCCCGGGAUCGGGGCAAGAGACAGAGAGAGGCUGCCCGCCGCCUGCCGUCCCCGGGGGAGACAGAGAGAUAGGGGCCGCCCGCCGCCGAGGGGUCUUGGCCUGCAGUAACGCCGUAAGAAAGCGGACUCGGGUAUUGCCCAUCUCCGAGGCCGGUUCGAGUUGUAUGUGCUGACCGUCGGGCCUGCAGGAUCGAUGGCGGGCCCGGCUCUGAGCCGCUGCCUCUCGGCCUUGGCCACAAACCCCGCUCUCCGGCUUCGGGCCCUGACCGUCUGCUCGGCCUGCGGUGUGGGCCAGCGCCAGCAGCACGCUCGGCUCCUGUCGUCCAGGAAUCGUCCUGAAGGCAAAGUUUUGGAGCCAGUUGGAGUGUUUGAGGCACUCAAGCAACAAGGAAAAUAUGAAACAGGGCAGCUAUUUCUGCACAGUGUGUUUGGUUACCGAGGGAUAGUCUUGUUCCCCUGGCAUGCCAGGCUAUACGACCGAGAUGUUGCAUCCUGUAGCUCUGAAAGUAAAACAGAAAACUCAGGAACUCAAGGUUCCAAAGAGGUCAAAGGUAAAACACACACUUACUACCAGGUGUUGAUCGAUACCAGGGACUGUCCUCAUAUAUCUCAAAGGUCACAGACGGAAGCAGUAACCUUUCUUGCUAACCAUGAUGACAGCAGAGCGCUUUAUGCUAUUCCAGGUUUAGACUAUGUGAGCCACGAAGACAUUCUGCCUUACAGCUCCUCAGAUAGAAGCCCCAUCCAGCACGAGUUAUUUGAAAGAUUUCUCUCCUAUGACCCUUCAAAAGCCUUGCCUUUUGUAGCCAGAGAUACGCUACGUGCUUGGCAGGAGAAAAACCAUCCCUGGCUGGAGCUUUCUGAUGUACAUCGAGAAACAACAGAGAACAUCCGGGUUACAGUUAUACCCUUCUACAUGGGCAUGCGGGAAGCACAGAAUUCCCAUGUGUAUUGGUGGAGGUACUGUAUCCGAUUGGAGAAUCUUGGGACAGAAGUUGUUCAGCUUCGGGAAAGACACUGGAGAAUCUUUAGCCUGUCUGGAACCUUGGAAACUGUGCGAGGGAGAGGAGUAGUGGGCAGAGAACCAGUUUUAUCGAAGGAGCAGCCUGCUUUUCAGUACAGCAGCCAUGUCUCACUACAGGCUCCCAGCGGUCACAUGUGGGGUACGUUCCGCUUCGAGAAGCCGGAAGGUUCUCAGCUUGAUGUUCGCAUCCCGCCGUUUUCACUGGAGAGCAAUAAGGAUGACAAGGCCCCUCCUGCUGGCUACAGCUGGUAGAACUCCCAUCUGCUGGGACCCUGGGCUGGCUGUCAGCGGGAAGAUUCUGCUUACAACUGCACUAGAGAGGGGAUAAAAUGAAGGAGAAAGUCUUCCAUUGCCAGUCCUUUACAGAUCACCCUGGCUUGCUGUAUAAACACCAAUCGCAUUUUGUCUGUUUUUGCUGAAGAAAUUAUUUGGGAAGUGCAACACUGGUACUGAAUAACGUCUGUGUAUCAUUGAAGAAGGAAAUGGAAGGAUUUUGGUUGGGAGCUGGAGGUGUGGAGCUUGUGGUCAGGCUGUGAGACUGGGGUGGGAUUUCUGGACAGCAGUGCUCAAAUGAGCAAAAUAAAGGAAAAAAAAAGUAACAUUUAUCACAGAGAUGACAUAACCUACAGAAUAGCUACCAUGUGUAUUAUUAAGAAAACUGUUUGAAUAUAUUGCUGAGGAACUCAGAUCUACCAGAAAAAUCCUAGCAGCUUGGACAAGCUUCAUUUCAACUGUCUGGGGUUGUCGGGACUUUUUCAACUGAUUAGUCAAGGCUGAGUGGUGCAUUUUGUACUGUCCUCCCUCCCGACUUCUCUUGGCCCUCCAUGAGAGUGCGUGAGCAUCAGCAAUGUUUGCCACUAUGUUAAAAUAAUGGGAAGAUUAAAUGAAAUGAAAGGGUUAAA
Molecule: messenger RNA, 1942 nt
Organism: Stegostoma tigrinum
Lineage: Eukaryota; Metazoa; Chordata; Chondrichthyes; Orectolobiformes; Stegostomatidae
Gene: poldip2
Product: polymerase (DNA-directed), delta interacting protein 2
Exons: 11
Coding region: 210-1292 (360 amino acids)
Biological process (GO): error-free translesion synthesis
Cellular component (GO): mitochondrial nucleoid; nucleus
Molecular function (GO): DNA binding
Source: RefSeq, a predicted model, not a curated record